Syngnathoides biaculeatus (alligator pipefish) is the source of this 3399-nucleotide messenger RNA. Its product is annotated as B-cell receptor CD22-like. The transcript is spliced from 15 exons. Lineage: Eukaryota; Metazoa; Chordata; Actinopteri; Syngnathiformes; Syngnathidae. The coding region runs from base 25 to 2613 and encodes 862 amino acids. The record is from RefSeq and is a predicted model, not a curated record.
CAAAGUUUUCCAUUCCUUGAAGGCAUGCAAGUCCUCAGUUACAAAGACGGGAGACCGCCGAGGUGGUUGGAUCGCUUGAAUUUUGCAGACCCUGCCGAUAAAAGUGGAAGAAUGAAGUAUCACACACAGAUCCUGCUGUUUGGGUCUCUAAUGACAGCUUUCCAGUGUUUAGACACACACUUUGAGUUGACGAACCCGCGUCCGUCCAUUAAAGUGGGAUCCUGCGUGGAGCUGACCGUCACAUCGACACAGGAGCUCCCUCCGCAGCCUUUCUACUGGUUUUGGACAAAAGACGACAAUAUAAUUCUUAGUUCCGACACGGACCUCUGGCCCGUCCACCAGGACUUUGAGGGCCGCGUGAAAUCUCUGGGCCCGCCACCUUUACAGUGGGACACCGCCGGGACUGCGCUGACCAUCUUAAUGUGCGACAUUGAGAAAAGUGACAGUGGCGAAUACAAGUUUGCAAUCGGGGUUGCUGGGGGGGAGGGCUCACAAAUGGAAGAGUUUUCUACGAGUGUCACAGUGGAAGACAAUCCCUGCCCCAUUUACUUCGCCACAUCUCCGGCUGCCCCGCGGGACAAUUGGUAUGUGGUGCUGUCCUGCACGACAUACAAAACCUGUCCCUCGUACCCAGAAUUUCUGGACAGUGAGCUGCUCUUCCCAAGUGAGGCGAUCAAGCAGUACAUGAAGUCUACCUACAUCAAUUUUAAGGCCAACUGGCAGCAGGACGGCAAGGAGAUCUCGUGUCAGGUGCACAACAACACUGACAAGUACCUGAGGAAGCGUUUGACUCUCAAUAUAAAAUAUAGUACCAGAAACACAAGUUUAAUAUUAUCAAAUGGCACUUCCCCCAUAGAAGGAAAAAACCUGAAUUUACUCUGUACCAGCUACGGAAAUCCCACCCCCACAUUCAAAUGGUCCAAAAACGGCAAAGCGCUCCCAGUAGUGGGCCGCGAGUUGACAAUUUCGUCCGUCACCACCAUGCAGAACGGGAAGUAUAAAUGCCUUGCGACGAACUACUACGGAACUUCGGCGUCCACCCUCGUCAUUGAUGUCAAAUACCCCCCGACGGUUGUGGUGGCGCCUUCCCAGUCCACAUUCAGGCAGGGGGAGGAUAUGACGCUGUUGUGCAAUGUGACAAGAAGCAACCCUAAGCCCAGUCACUUCAAUUGGUACAGAGACAACCAACACGUGGCAUCCAAUCAGGUGUUCACCAUUUCGUCGGUGCAGCCCGAGCACAUGGGAUGGUAUAAGUGCGUGGGCUACAAUGAUGUGGGCCACGGGGAGUCUGAGCUUCUGAUUGAAGUCGAAUACCGGCCGAGGAAUACCGUUGUUUCCAUCGUGGAUUCCAGCAGCCCCUUGGUCAAAGCGGGCGCGUCCGUCAUGUUGCAGUGCACCACUGACGCCAACCCCGUGCCCAACAAGUAUGCCUGGCUGGCAGACAAGUGUGACCACUCGUCAGGGUGUCUGUCGGAGACCAGCGCUGACCGUCUGCUGGUGAGCGACGUGCAGCCGAGCGACCGUACCUGCUACACGUGCAGCCCCACCAACAAAUUGGAUGAUGGUGAAAUCAGUGAACCGCUGUGCAUCCAAGUCCUGGAUGCUCCAAGGAAUCUGUUGCUGUCCAUGACCAGCGUGGUCACUGAAGGGGAUGUGGUCUCCAUGCGCUGCUUGGUGGAAAGCGUCCCGCCCUCCGUCCUCAACUUAACCUGGACAUCCAGCGACCAGUCCGUGCGGCUGGUCGCGAGUUCCCAUGACAACAACACGCUGCUCUACAGUUUCGAGGCCACCUGCGCAGAUGGCGGCAUUUACACUUGCGAGGCCGUCAACAGCCAAGGAAGGCAGAGCGCGCAAAAGACUUUGGAUGUGACAUAUGCUCCCAAAGACGUGACGGUGAUAGCUCACUCGUCUCUGGUGUUGACGGAAAACACGCCAUUGAAGUUGGAGUGCGUGGCCGACGCCAACCCGCCCGUCAAGUUGGUGAUUUGGUGGAAAGCCACGGACUCCACCACCGAGAACUUGGCCGAGAACGGAACCUUGACCAUCGCGGCCCCCACGGCCGCUGACGCCGGCUUCUACGGUUGUACGGUCACCAACAACGUGGGCUCGGCGAGGUCACCUAAAGUGGAGGUCAAGGUUCAGAAAUCGUUGCUGAAGUACAUCAUCCCUCCCGUUUGUGUGCUGCUGUUCGUAGCACUAGUCGUGUUCCUCUACAGGAAGAGGAAAUCCCUGCAGCCAAGACGUCGGGAGAUGAAGGUCUCGAACAAUUACAACGCGGUCCGGGCCAGCAAGCCAAGUUCAAAUAACACGGAUAAGAAAUCCAUUUGCAACGUUCGGCUGCUCUCAGUUAGAAAGGACCCAUCAGUGGCCCUUGUAGUCCAGGAUGAACCCCCCAAGGAUGACACCAUCCCAGAUGCUUCUGUGCUCUCUGAGCAAGUACUAAGAAAAGAUGCAGGAGAUGGCGCACACACCGGACUUGAGCAGCAAUGGUCCAAAGAGACCAGCAAGGGCACCAACAAGGAAGACGCCGGGGAUCGAUGUUACGCGCAGGUACACUUCAAGCACAAGUGCAGCGGCGACGGGGACAGCUUAAAAUUCAGCUUCGCAGUCUGACCUGUUGCUUCAUUCUUUACAGCUGCACCAUUCAAUGUGGCUUAAAAAAAAGUUAAUUUUCCAAUUAUUGUUCAAAUUGUGUUCACAAUAAGGCUAAUAUUAAUAUUAAUUCUGGAUAAUUAUGUAAAAACUAGUUUUGUCCAAAUUUGGUAAAUAAUACAAGCAAAAUGAAGCACAUUAAAAAUGACAAUUUGUCAAUGUCAAGGGGACUUGAACCUCUGCCAAAGCCAAAAUAUGAACAACUCUUUUUAAACUUAAUUAGCCUUAUUAAUCUAUAAAAUACUAAACCCCUGGCCAGUUUCAAUAACCAGCGGUGUCUUGACUUUGAAGUCCAAAUCUUCCCAUGACAUUGGUAAUCCUUGUUUUUAAAUCUCAAAAUAUAAAUCCAUUCCAGCUCACCCCCCUCCCCCCAAAAAAAAACAUCUGUAAAAAAUAUAAGACGCGUUAAUGAGAUGGACUUCUGUUGUGUGCGCCUCGGCCGCUUGGGGGCAGCAUAGAUUAAUAUAAUACACAAAAAAAUUGAUGAGCCGCAACCCAUGGCCAUUAAAUGUCUUUCCAAAGAGGUUCUAGAAUUAAUAUUGUAAUCAUCAUCUGCAUGUCUUGCUACCACCUUUGUUAAAUAAUGUUUUAAGUUUUGUAAUUACACCUACGUCGAUGCUCGUUUUGUGUGUUAGCAUUUAAGACUUUUGUAAUACAGAGCUGUGCGGUAAAUACUAAAUGUAUGUUUUGCAUCAUAUUCUACAGGAAACUUCAAUUUAAGAAUGGCAAUAAAGAGCUCGUACUAAG